Molecule: messenger RNA, 1556 nt
Organism: Drosophila gunungcola (fruit fly)
Lineage: Eukaryota; Metazoa; Arthropoda; Insecta; Diptera; Drosophilidae
Exons: 5
Coding region: 57-1376 (439 amino acids)
Cellular component (GO): proton-transporting V-type ATPase complex
Source: RefSeq, a predicted model, not a curated record
GUGAAUUAUGUUUCAAAAAUUAGUUAUACAAAUAUAAAAUAACUACUUUGAAUUUAAUGAAGUCAAGAAAAAGGUUCAACAUGAAUUGCCUAGUAAGUCUUAUAUUGGUAAUUAAUUGUUACUUGGUCACCGCUAAAGUGACGAGUUCACCUCCGGUGCUUAUCUGGGGCACAGAAACCCCUAAGCCUACGAGUAUUUUUCGGCCUUUUAAAUCCGAUCAAUUUUACCAAAUAAUAAAAAAUUUGCAAAAGGACAACAUGAUAGUGGUUUACCUAGCGUCUGAGCUAGCCGCUAAGGACAUAAACUGCGACGUAUGCUUUCCCUACUUGAGCAAGAUCCAACCCAUGAACUUCUACAGCCAGGUGGAAGAGCCAUUAAUGGCGGUGGAGCGGGUAAGUGGGACGACCAAAGAGAUUAUCUGGCACAACCCCAUAAUCACAGAAAUAAGAAGGCUGGAGCUGGAAAUGGAGCUGCCUUGUGAAAAGGGCCAAAUACACGCCUUCAGAUUUAAGGAUCGAAAUUUGCUUGCUCAUGACGCAGCCAUGGCGGUGGCAACCUAUCAGUUUACUGACUGUCCAGUGGUGCACCUGUACACUGCUUUCACAGAGGAAGACCGGGCCUUUCAGCGUCGUAAGGCCCAAAAGACGCGUCCCGUGCCCAUCCAAAUGGAUCCGUCAAAGAGCAUUGGUCCACCAACGGAUCAAAACGAUACCGCAUCGGGUCACGGGCUGCAGAAAUUCACAUACACCAUUGUUGAUAACAUGACAUUGCUGCGUCACGACAUGCUCAUCCUAUCGUUUCAACACAUUCUGUUGGCCAGGAUGGAGCGACAAGGGCCACAGACUUACUUUAACCGGACUAAAGUUGUGCUGCCCGUUGGCAGGGAGGAAGUGCAGAUGGGCCUGCUCAAUGGCCGCGACAUUUACGGAGGCGUCGUUGUAGUCCUCGACACAAACAUCAGUCCCCUGAUCAUUGAGUUGAUGCCCUCGCAGGGAAACUGGCACUUCACCCGCAUCAUUUUCGGCAGCAACACCACCUACUAUCCGCGCGACCUCGUCUUCUUCGGCUUCGACUUCAGCCUGUGCUGCCCUGACAUCACAACCUUUGCCGCGGACGCCUCUCGGCUGACCAUAUUCGACUUUCGCCUGGACAUCCUUUGGCAAGACGACGACAAUGGCAUGGACAUGGGCUACGAGGUGAAGCCGUGCUGGGGCUGUGCCGUGUUUAUGACUCCGACCCUGACCCAAACCCUGUUCGUGAUGCUGGUCAUAGCCCUGAUACUUUGGAUCGGCCUGGCGAUGAUACUUUCGAUCGGACAGAACAAGUUCCCCCAGAUCGCCGGCGAAACUGACCUGCACAUCAAGACGGACAUCUAGGCGGUCGCGUUUCGGAACUGUGGUGGCGACCCUCGCCCACGCUCUUUGAUGCACAUGCGGCACAGUCUACACAUUCUGCUAAUUCACUUGCUUACAAUUCUAAUCGCGUGGGGUCGCGGAUGGUGUCGGGCAAAGGGGGCUUAGAGAUCGUAAUAAUAAUGUCAUUGUCGCGUUCCUUUA